GAUCUGCUAUUUUCUACAAUUAUGUCUGGACGUGGUAAAGGAGGUAAAGUGAAAGGGAAGAGCAAGACUCGUUCGUCUCGUGCUGGACUGCAGUUCCCUGUCGGCCGUAUCCACCGUCUUCUCCGUAAGGGGAACUAUGCCCAACGUGUUGGUGCCGGAGCUCCAGUAUACCUGGCUGCUGUAAUGGAAUAUUUGGCUGCCGAAGUGUUGGAAUUGGCAGGAAAUGCUGCCAGAGACAACAAGAAAUCCAGAAUUAUUCCCCGUCACUUACAGUUGGCCAUCCGUAAUGACGAAGAGUUGAACAAAUUUUUGUCAGGAGUCACCAUUGCCCAAGGUGGUGUUCUUCCUAACAUUCAGGCUGUUCUUCUCCCCAAGAAGACCCACAAGCCUUCAAAGUAAAGGUCAUUUUGUGGAGGCGUUCAGUUUGCCAAACGGCCCUUUUCAGGGCCCCUACAUUAUAUACGUAGUCUUUUAGCCGAUUAUCUGCACUUGCGAUUUUUAUGAAAUUUUUAGUCAGUUGCAGUAUUUUCCACGAUACCGAAAUUUCCUAGGAGACUUUUUUUUUUUUUUUGUCUGAGGGUAUAGAAUAAGAAUUUGUAAAAUAGGAAUUGGGGUUAGUAAAUCAGCCAUAU
Molecule: messenger RNA, 632 nt
Organism: Octopus bimaculoides (California two-spot octopus)
Lineage: Eukaryota; Metazoa; Mollusca; Cephalopoda; Octopoda; Octopodidae
Product: histone H2A
Cellular component (GO): nucleosome
Molecular function (GO): protein heterodimerization activity; structural constituent of chromatin; DNA binding
Source: RefSeq, a predicted model, not a curated record